CGCCACUUCCGGGGGCGCCACAAAAGUCUCGGGGCGCCGCUGGGGCCGUGGCUGUGGUUGGUCUGACCAGGAAACUGUGGCCCCCCGCGACGGGCCUUGCCGGUACCUCUGCCGGAGCAGGUGAGAUCGUGGUGUUGGGAAGUACAUCUGUGUUAGUUCUUCCAGGAAAGGAUGAAAUGAAAGCAGACAUAAUCACCCUUAAGAGGUCUUUACCUCCUUCCCACCACCAGCAUAGUAAAGGUACAUAAUGUCACAGUCUGGCACUGGAACAGUGGCAGGAUAAGAAAUAAAUUUACUUAAUGCUGUGGAUAACCAGUAUUCACUAUAAAAUUAUGAUAUGGCAGACCCCAGGCAGAUCCUGCUCCUGCAAACAUUGAUUGGCAAUGGUUCGUAAUGGAAAAAAUGGUGGGCUUCACCUGAAGCAGAUUGCAUACUACAAGCGAACAGGGGAAUAUCAUCCCACAACAUUAUCAAGUGAAAGAAGUGGAAUCAGGAGAGCUGCCAAAAAAUUUGUUUUCAAGGAAAACAAGUUGUUCUAUGUUGGAAAAGACAGAAAACAAAUGCGCCUGGUAAUUGUUGCAGAUGAAGAGAAGAAAAAGGUCCUUGAGAAAUGCCACAAAAAUGCUGCUGGCACUCAUCAUGGUAUAUCAAGGACACUGACUUUAGUGGAGUCUAAUUACUACUGGACCUCUGUAACAAAUGAUGUCAAGCAGUGGGUGCAUGCUUGCCAGCAUUGCCAGGUGGCAAAGAACAUAACCACCAGAGUGCCCAAAAUACACCCUAUCAAAGCAGAGGACCCAUGGACAUCAGUCACUAUACAGCUAAUGGGACCUUUCAAUGUUACCAACAGAAGUCACAAGUACAUCAUAAUUAUGACAGAUUUGUUUACAAGAUGGACUGUUAUCUUACCACUGCAUGACACUUCAGCAGCUGAAAUUGCUAAAGCAAUCAUAAAUGUGUUUUUCAUAUAUGGGCCACCUCAAAAGAUGCCUAUUGAUCAGGGGAAGGAGCUUGUUUAUCAGAUAAAUGAAGAACUGUUUGCAUUGUUUGGAAUGAAGCAAAUUGUAUUGUCUUAUCCUCAGACACAUGAUGUAAAUGAAAGAAUGUCCAAGACAAUCAAAACUUUCCUUAACAAGUAUUGCAUAGACCAUCCAAAUGAUUGGGAUGAACAUUUGUCUGCUAUAGCCUAUGCUUUCAAUUUGACAAAUUUGGAGCCAGAUCAAAACACCCCAUAUUUCCAAAUGUUCAACCGUAACCCACGUGUUGUUGAGACCAUGAAUAUAUGUGUGGAAGGAGAAUACAGUAGUUUUGCCAAAAUAUUUGAAGCAACUAAAAAACUCAGUCAAGCAUUGGAAGAAGACAAAACCUCAGAUUGCCAGGCAGAUAAAAAAACUUCAGAUGAACAAAAAAUCAGAACCAAAAUCACAGUUAAAAGGAAGUCAAAACAACUAAAUACCCUUCAACUUAAAGUUGGUCAUGAAGUCCUCAGGCAAAGAAAAAACUGGUGGAAAGAUGGUCGUUUCCAGUCGGAAUGGAUUGGUCCUUGUAUCAUAGAUUACAUCACAGAAAAUGGCUGUGCAAUAUUAAGAGAUUCCACAGGAUCCAGGCUGAAAAGACCCAUCAAAAUGUCUCACCUCAAGCCAUAUGUAAGAGGGUCCAGUGAAAAAGGCAACCAUUACAUUCUACAAGGUGCAGUAGUUUUUGACCAUGACUAUAUUGGCUUAUCUGAAAGAUCUAAUAAUUCAAGCCAAGCAGACUCGGUUGCUGAAAAAGAAAUAAAUGCCUACAAAAAAGAUAUCAUAUCUGCUGUACAGAUUCCACCUGCAGCCUGCAAAGACCAAGAAUCAGCAGAUGAUAAACAUGGGUCUGAGCUGAGAGAUCGUUGCAUUGAACCAAACACUGCAAAGCCAGAGCAAUGACCUUCACCUUGUUGGACCCUUCAGACAAAGACAGAGGAUACUUAAGCAUAGUCUUCUAUCACAUUUCAUUGCUAAGCAGUUUGGAACUACUGUGGCAAACUGGAAAAAAAAAUUUAAUAGCUCCAACUUCCUUAGCUCAUUCCAUUUUACUCCUUUAUGAAUCUAAUAGUGCUUCAGGUAUCUAAUUUGUCUCGGUGUUAAGGAAAAGCAUGAGUGAAAGCAAAUAUUCUCAUCAUGCAUUUAAAUUACAAAGUUUUUUUGUAGAAUGGCAAUGUGGCCAUGCCUUACUGUUAUCCUCUCAGGACAUAAUGCAUCAUUUCACUGUAACAACCUUUUCCAUUUAAUCCUUGGAUGACUUAUUCCUAAUGUGCACUGUGAGAUGAAUUAAACCUAAGCAAGUUGGUGUAAAUUUUCUCUCCACUACAGAGAAGCUCAUGUCUUCCUUUUCCUGUUAUAUAACAGUUCUCUGUUCAUUCUGGGAAGCUGCAGCAUCUGACUUGUACAACUUUUAAUUUCUAGUUUAAUCCAUUUAAGAUCUCACAAAACAAUAAAACUGCCAAAAUCAAAUACAUGUAGUGUUCUAUUCAUGGAACAAUGAGGGCUUCAGCUGUUCCCCGCUCAUCAAAAGUCUGCUAGUGUAGGCAGUUUUAAUAUUUCAGGCAUGUGAAAAAAUCUUACGAGCAUUUAAUAUUCUAUGUGCUUUUUCCACAAACAUUACAGUUUUCUCCAUUACAGUUACCUUUUCAUUGAGCCUGUGCCUGUUGGGAGAUUUUCCAUGGACAGUGGGCUAUGAAAGGGGAAGCAGUGGUAUGAACUUAUUCUCUGACUUCCUUGAGUAGCUGUUACUGGUCUGGACUUCCUGCUGAGAAGACUUUCUCAAAGUCAGCAGCACAGGAAUUUUUUCAUGUGGAAAACUUGAGAGUGGAAGUUAAUUUUUGUUGUUGUUUUGGUUUUGUUGUUUUUGGUUUUUUGGGUUUUUUUUUUGUUUGUUUGUUUGUUUGGGUUUUUUUUCUAGGGGAUUGACAUGAAGAAAACUAGAAGAAAACUAAAUGAGGAAUUCAGCAACUUAUGGGUGAUGCUGUGUAAGAUUUGCUUAUCUUGCUCUCUGAAUUUGUGUAUUCCCUCUCAUUUCUGCUCCUGAAUGUCAUGUGACUUAUAACACAGGUGAGGAAGGACUAUUUAUUAGAAGUUUUCAGUUAAUUAUAGGCAAUUAGAUGUGGUUAUCAAGGCUGGUUAGGUUCCUACCUCCUACAGAAAUAGACAUGUAAGUACAGUAUGACUUUAAUAUCAUGGGAUGCAUCUGUGUGAGAAAAGAGCUCAGCACCAUGACAGAAUCCUAUCUUAAACUUCAAAUGAAAAAUAAUUAAUACUCAAACUAUUUUGUGUCUUCUGAAAAUACAGUCUACAGAUACAGUUUUUCUCUCCCAAGACUUCAUUGAGUCAUUCUGAGUACAUUGUGUGUAUGCACACAUGGAAUAAAUAUUUAUUUUUAUAUAUCAUCCUUUUGAAGAAAAUAUUACUGUUGGGGAUAAAACUGGAGAGUAAGGCAUUGUUUGUAAGACUGAUUUCUGCUUUAGUAGCUGCAAAAGAGAACCAGCCUCUCUUAUUUUUUUCUUACUCCAAAUGAUCAGUUCCUGAAUUGUGCACAGUACAGCAGAGCUGUUUUCUGUGGUAGCUCUGGAAUAAUGCAAGUGCUAUAGAGUUGUUAGAGCUACACUGAAAAGAAAGAAAAUGCUGCAGUGAGAGAGUAAUGGGGAAAACACAGAAGCAUUUAACAUACUGUGUACAUUUAAGAUAUUGCUGAUUGCUCAGGCUUCCUGGUAAUUUUGAUCUAUUGUAUUACCAAGUAGUGACUUACCAGUGCACUGAAAUGUGGCCUUCUGUGGAGGGGAGAGAUUCAUUGAAAUAAAAUACAGGAUUUUCAAAUUAUUGACAUGAAGGACAUCACUGGAAAAUGGAAAAGAAGCACUGUUUGACCAAAACUGACACAAGGAAGCAAGAUUUAGCAGUGUCUUCAAGAAAUGGGUACUAUACUCUUUUGCACCUAUUAGAAGACCUAUUGGCUUGCUGUUUAUAUCUUGGUAACAAAACUAUGUAGAAAUUUUGAAUGAAAAGUGGCACACCAAAAGCUUCAUUUUGAAGAAGAAGACUCUUCCAGACAGAAGUAACCAGACAGUAAACUGAAUUUUAAAGCAUUUGAUUCUGGAGCAGUUAAUCCUGAGAGAUGCAUUCCCUGGUCAUUUCUCCUUCCAGCUUGUGUGUAGAUGAAGGGAUCUGCAGCAUCCUUGCUGCACUGGUAACAGAAGCAGGUGUGCCAGUAAACAAUAACUAUUGUAGGAGAUAUAGCAUGUCCCCACUGCUAGGUGCAGUGCUGCCCUGUUACAGGCUACUAGUGCAAUGAUGAGCAGAUCACUUGGAUACAAGUUUCUGUAAUUCUGUAUUACCGCGUACUACUUAUUACUCACAUUGGUGAGCCCUUUUUUGGGUCCUGGAGAGGCAUCUCAAAACUCAUAAGCAGAACUGGAGCAUUCAGAGCUGUAGCUGGUUGCAAGAAUUGGUGCCUUGAAUAUGUAAAGUGAUAUCCCAGUUAAGUGGGUUAAAAGGGAAUAAAUCAGAUUUUAUGAAUUCAGUACCUAAAAUUAGUUGAUUAUUCUUGGCAAUUGAUGCCUUUAAUUUCCUUAUGCCUCACUUCAUCCUUCUGUACAGAGUAACACCAUAUCAGAUUCCAGACAAACUGCAAAAAAUACUCAUUACUCUUCACAAAGCUAGCAGACAUAGUAUAAAAGCCCCAACAGAAAAGCCCUUAAGAAAAUUAUUUCUGUUUUAUGCAGCGUUUCAGUGAUAUGCAGUAUAUAAUACCUGUGCUACCCCACCAGAUUGAUUCUGAGUCUUAACCUAAUCAGAAACAUCAUCCACCACUCCCAUAGAAUAAAGACCAAGAAGGAAAGCAGAGCGCAUAGUUACGGUGUAAUACCGGCAAGCAAUUUUUUUAGUGUAUGAGCUUUCGUGCGUUCGUCUCCAGCGGGAGACGUUCAGGGUAUGUCGGAAGGUGGCAGCCUGGAUCCGCGGGAGCCACCGCCCACGGGGUGCCUAGGGCUCGCAGCAACUGCUGCCCGCCCUGCCCUUCCUCGGGCUUCUUUCUGAAACGACGUUCGCAGCAGAAUUUUCUGUAAUUUUUACAUUGAAUUGUCGAUAAUGACGGGAACACGAGUACAUUUUUGAGAGCAAUAUGACCCGCAUUGUGUGAAGGCUGCGUGACUGACCUGUCAUGUGAGCCAGAGUACAAAAAUAUUUUACUUGUGCUUUAGGUGGUUUUAUACCACAGCUACCAACUGUGGUAAAUUUUCAGUACAGCUUUACACCUUCCAAGCACUUUUCAGUACUCGUUACACCUUGGUUGCUGUGAGCAGGAUCUCCCAUGCAAGUGCCUUGAAUAACACCAUUCCUCCACUUCCUUAUGUGUGGCAGUGUGUGUGACCCGAGAGCCGACCCGAGGAAACAUGGCAGAAUUGUGAAAUUCAGUCCUUUUUCCUGAAAGCCAUUUUCUCUUGAGCAGCUGUUUUAGGAUGUGUCAUGGCUGAAGGAAGCAAUAACAGAGGGGAGAGGGUACUCAGAGCACUGAGGAUUGCAGUGGCCAGGGCACGGUUCUGCCCCUGAAACCCUGAAUUAGUACCAACUUCAGCCACUUUGGCGGUUGCCAAAAAUCCAUUCUGAAAAAAGUCUUCAAUUCUAAUUAAAAAGUGUAGAAAAUUUAGGUUUCUCAUAUGUCGUAGAAGAAUAAGAAGUAUAGUCUGUAAUAAUUUCCCUAGUUUGCUGAACUGUUACCACUGACUAUUUUCUAGGAAAAAAGAAAAAAAUUACUGCAUCUUCAAACCAGUACUUUGGCACAGUGCCCUACAAGAAUACUGCCCAUACAUUAUCUGUAUAUUUUCUAAAAGCUAUACAAUGAAAUCAGA
Messenger RNA from Passer montanus (Eurasian tree sparrow), 5875 nucleotides. It is a transcript of the gene GIN1, whose product is annotated as gypsy retrotransposon integrase 1. The transcript is spliced from 11 exons. The record is from RefSeq and is a predicted model, not a curated record. The coding region runs from base 384 to 1919 and encodes 511 amino acids. Lineage: Eukaryota; Metazoa; Chordata; Aves; Passeriformes; Passeridae. Gene Ontology annotation, molecular function: nucleic acid binding. Gene Ontology annotation, biological process: DNA integration.